Molecule: messenger RNA, 4824 nt
Organism: Rhizoctonia solani
Lineage: Eukaryota; Fungi; Basidiomycota; Agaricomycetes; Cantharellales; Ceratobasidiaceae
Product: JmjC domain, hydroxylase
Exons: 13
Coding region: 1-4824 (1607 amino acids)
Biological process (GO): regulation of transcription by RNA polymerase II
Cellular component (GO): histone deacetylase complex; chromatin
Molecular function (GO): transcription coregulator activity; chromatin DNA binding; histone H3K9 demethylase activity
Source: RefSeq, a predicted model, not a curated record
AUGAGCAUUGCCCGACCGACAAGAACGCCGCCUCUGGUGAAGCUAGAGGAAAGUGCGACCGACGCCGAAAAUCUUCUACACUUGGGACACGACGUUAGCGAGGCGGAUGUGGAGCUAUUGUUGAACUUUCGUAGGGAUGGUGCACAAGCAUCGUUAAUAACUAUAAUUACUACCGAAAUAAUGUGUGUGUUCUAUCGGCCAUCUCUGCUUGCAUGUGUGGCCGCACCAGUAGCUCGGGUCUCAACGCCACCCACAUCUGCAUCACGCGUGUCUAUCUCGGCGCUUCUCAACACCGAAAUGGACGACACGUCUAUGCCCACGACUACGCCCCGUUCUGUCACUGUUCGCGGCCCGGCUUCCCCACAUCUGUCUGCUUCUGGUUCACUCGUCAGUCCCUCGCAUCCCCCUCCCCUCCCACGAACCCCUUCAAGGUCGGACUCCAAGUCAUCCGUCAUGGCAGUCCUUGUAUCUUCCCAUAAACCGCAGCUUACCCUGGAGCGCAACCUGGAUAGGGAAACCAAGUCGAUGAGUAUAUCUGCCGAACCCGAAUCCGCACUCCCGUCCCCGUCGCUUGCACCCAUUCCUGCAGCUCUACCUACAUCCACACCCACCCCGACUCAGACAAUACCUGUUUCGACAUCAAGGUCUCGGGUUAACAGCGCUUUCAAACCUCCCAAAGUUGGCAAGGGUCGCGGGAGAGUCAGCAAAGGUCCCAAGAAAAGGCAAGGAAAGGGAUGGAUUAUCGAAUCUUGCACAACUUCAGGUGCACCUUCAGAAGCUGAUCCUGGUUCCGAUUCCGACCAAAUUGCUUCAAACCUGCCUACCCAAACCCCCCAAAUAGACGACAGUCGCAAGCCCAUCAUUCUCAAACAGCUACACGAAAUAUUCGAUGGGGAUUCUGACUUGACGGACCUUGAUGAUUUAGAUGACGCAUCUAGCUCAAGUUCUGGCGAAGAGGAGACUCAGGAGUAUGACCCAGGCUUGGCGGGAUUACCACCUGUCCCUGCUUCAUCAGACUCCGAAUAUGCGCCGCGGCAUGAAUUGCUGUCUAGGUCUGAUGGCGUAGCGAAGAGGGCUAGGAGAACCAGCAGGGCUAGUCUGGAUUAUGGUGCGUUCCAAUCCUCUGCCCGCCCCUCCGUCCGACUUGCAACUCGCACGCCUACAGUCAGCACCCAGAAACGCGACGGAAGAGUUAAAAAGACAAAAACCGCGGAUCAGGAGAGCGCGUCUCAACGCAAUAGGCGCGCGCCCAAGGACGCCGUUUCACCUUUUGCCUCGGGUUCUCGUUCAGUCAAGCCUAGCGCUCGUGGAAAGGCCAAGUCUAAGCCAGCAAGCUCGAGUGGAUCCAGCGUUUCCCUGGGCGAGUGGCACGAGGAUAAACCUGUCGAGAUGAGGACAACACUUCUCAAGCGCACUUUCAAGGGCAAGGGAAAAACAAAGGAGGAUAGCGGGACGUCGACGUUGACUGAGCUGACCGAAAGUUCGCCGUCGUUGGGUGGCGGGAAAUCGCUAUUGGGUUCGUCCCCGAUCCGAAGAAUGAAGGACCUCAUGAUGUCGGACGCUGCAAAUCUGUCUGCGCGUUCGGACGGUGGCGUUACUCAUGUCAGUGGCUCAGUUGGAGAGCAGAACGACGAUUCGGGAGAAGAAGAACGAUUGAGGAGGGUUCGGAAAUUCCAAGGCGCGGAUGUGGACCAGGGAUCCGAUUCGGACCAGGGUGAAUUGGACCAAGUCCAAGUUAGGGACUUUGUUUACGAAGGUCCAACUAAAAGGAGAAUGUCCGAACCUGGUCGGGGACGUGGCCAAUUGGGUGGUCCCUUGCGACGCUCUUCUUCCCCCAUCAAACCCUCGAGCUCUAUAAAACCCUCGCGCAGGCGGACGUCGGUCGAGGUCGUCAUACCCUCCAAACCCAAACGUCGAAGGUCGAGUUUCCCCGAACCAAACCGAAAUACAUCCCCCAGUCGCGCACGCCUCGUGAAAGCCGUAGUAGCCGGAAGCUCGUCGACCAAACCGCAGCAAGUUUACGUCCUAUUGCCAGAACCUGUCAACGUAUGGACAUCGGCGCUGGCACAACAUACGAGCGAAGAAUCCAGUGUAACGCCGAGCGAGGACUACUCGAUGGAAGGGUCUAAUCUGGAAGAUGCUUUGUCGAACGGGGUGACCGCCGAGUCUAGAUCCGAACAAUCUGAGGAACCCCCGCUGAAACGGGCUAAGAGUUCAACGAGCGGUAGCACUGAUGUUCGACAGGCAAAAGGAAAGGGCCGGGCCACUGGUUCUGGUCGUGGCUCGAGUCUACCCAGGGGACGUGGAGGGCGCCAACCAAGGUUGGAGUCUCGUCUAUCAGAGUCCACGGAACAUGACCGCGCAGAGAGUCUCAAUGAAAAUGAGGAUAUGCUGUCCACUAUUGAAGAGGGCCGACCUACCCGUAGUAGCAGGUCAAGAAAAGUGGCCAAAUCUGCUGACGCAGAUUCGUCUUUGGGGAUAAGACCCAAGCGGCAAGCCAAACCAACUACGCGUGCACUAGAAUCGGCUCAACAGGAAGAAGACGAAUGGGGCAAGGGUGGGCGAAUCAUGGGGACCAUGAAGAGGAGCCCUGGAGCACGGGCUUCGAAGCUUGUCGUGCACGUAGAAAAGACUCGGCCAGCGAGCGAGGAAUGGAGUGCGAAGGAGUCGAGAAGCACUGGGAAGCGUGCCGUGGCAGCAUCGGAGGAACCGAGACCUGCUAAACGCAGCCGAAAAUCUCAGGCCGGGGCUUCUUCAAGCCAUGCCUUGGUCGAACUCCACCGAGGCGACUACAUUCUUCGACCACAAAACAGGCGUUGUUGGAAUUACAACUUUGACCAGGAUAUCAUUCCUCGCUGCGUCGCGUGCAAAAAGAAGAAGUUUGGGGACACAUGCCGUUUCAUCAACGUGAGGUGGUUCCAAUUUAAAGCUCCCACUUCGGAUCCGGUUGGGGCCAAGUUUCAGUCGCCCCACGAAGAGGAUAAUCAAGAGAAAGAAGAGCCUGCAUAUCACCUGCCAUACACUUGGAAUAUAACCCCGGAGAUUGAGCAGGUAGAACGCAUGCGGCUCGGAAUCGCCCGUGCGCUUUACCCUGUGCUGAAGGAAGAGUUGGCCCACGCCAGUAAAUCGAAUGUUAUACGGCGAGCCAUUGAAAUCGAAGUGAGGGCUACGUGUGAUGUAUGCGCAACUUCCGUGUUUUCGAGCUGUCAUAUGUGUACAAGAUGUGGCCGUGAGCUCUGUGGGGCAUGCUUCCAACGGAUCGAAGAAAUGUGCCCCCUCGGUACACCUUUGGAGUAUAACGGGCCGGCAUCCAGGGAUAGACAGUUGCAUAAAUAUCGCUCAUGCUCGUGGGGACGCAUUUUCCAUCUUCCUACCGAUUUCCAGCCCGUCACUCGAUUUUCGAGGAAGGAGCUUGAGCAAACGGUCGCUGAUAUGGAAACUCUGAUAAAACAGGCACAUAAAAAUGCACCUGUGCCCGGAGAUGGAUCUGCGUCGCGUGCCUCCCAGGCGCAAAUCGCUAACUGGGCUUCUCGUGUUCCUCCCUGGAACCCAACUUCCCCUCAUGCAUCGACCGAACCUCCAGCACUCUCUUCUGCCGGUUCAGGCUCAUCCCGUGAUGUGAGCAGCCCGCGCGGUACCCCCGACCCCCUCCUGUCCACGAUGCCGACAAUCGCCUCUCCCACCAUGUCUCCAACUCACGAAGAUCAAUUUUCACCGGAAGCUGCUCCGCUACUCACCAAGCGGCCAACAGUCUCGCAUCAUGGUCGUCUAGAUCCCGCUUCCGUUCCCAGUCGUUCGCUUCACCACUUUGUGAAAGACCUUUCAGAGGAGGAAUUCAAGCCGCUUUGGGCACGUGGAGAGGCGAUUGUUGUUCAAGACCUGCUCGAUAGAUUCGAACUCGAUUGGACCCCCGAGUAUUUCAUCAGCGAAUAUGGAGAACAGCGCUGCAUGGUCGUUAACUGCGAGAAUAACAAAGACCAGGAAAUGAUAGUCAAAGAUUUCUUCGAGAUGUUUGGGAAAACCGAUCGAGAAGGAGUUCUCAAACUGAAGGAUUGGCCGGCGCAAGCAGACUUCAAAGAUGAUUUCCCCAAGCUAUACGAUGAUUUCAUGAAAGCAUUGCCAGUUCCAAAUUACACUCGGAGGGACGGUAUUCUGAAUCUCGCGGCCCACUUUGCAACAAACGCCAUCGCUCCCGACCUUGGACCAAAAAUGUACAAUGCAUUUACUUCAUCGGAAGGUCCCGGCGGCCAAGGAUCAACACGCCUUCAUAUGGAUAUGGCUGAUGCGGUCAACAUCAUGAUGUAUGCCAGUGAUUGCCCCGAUGGGUCUCCUGGAGUUGCGGCUUGGGAUAUUUUCCGAGCAUGCGAUUCUGAGAAGAUUCGGUCCUAUUUGCGAAGACACUUUAAAGAUAGGGCCAGUGAAUUCCGUGAUCCAAUUCACUCCCAAUUAUUCUAUUUGGAUAGUCAUCACCGGAAGAAGUUGUAUGAGGAAGAACACGUCUACAGCUGGCGAAUCUAUCAACGUCCUGGGGACGCUGUUUUCAUUCCCGCAGGAUGCGCACAUCAGGUAUGCAAUUUGGCGGACUGCAUCAAGAUCGCAAUUGAUUUCGUCAGCAUUGAGAAUAUCGAUCGCUGCGAAAAGCUAACGACCGAAUUCCGUAACGAAAACGACACGUUUACCUGGAAGGAAGAUGUGCUUCAGUUACGAACCAUGAUGAUGUACGCCUGGCGGUCUACGACCCAAUUAGGCGCCUGCUGGUAUUCCGAAUUGGCAAAAGGGCAGGAAGGAGAGAGCUCAGAUUCGUCUCUUUCAGCAGAUUCUUAA